AGUGCAGCAUGUAGGUAUAAAUUUAACCCCAACCUGCGAAAUUACAAAAAUCAGACUUGGCCGCAGGCAGCGACCGAGUCGGUAAUUUAGGUAAGCCUACAGAGGGUUCAGACGUUCGAGACGCCGGGGAUGGAGUGGAUACGGAUUUUACCUUUGGUUCUGCUGGGUGUUCUCCGACCCAGCAUGGGCACAGUGUUUCCAUGGACCCAGCCGUGUGAAACAGAUGUAAACGGUACCAUUUAUGGGUACCAGGCAAAAACCCUGAAUGAGAGUCGAACCGUCUCCUUCAGCGAGUACGUUGGGCAGACAGUCCUCUUUGUCAACACAGCUACAUACUGAUCCCUUACCAACCAGUAUGUGGAGUUGAAUGCACUACACGAGGAGCUGAAGUCCUAUGGAUUCACCGUUCUCGGGUUUCCCUGUAAUAUUUUUGGAAAACAAGAACCAGGGAACAAUGAUGAGAUCCUACCAGGUAUAAAACACGUAAGACCAGGAAAGGGAUUUGUCCCCACGUUCCCGCUGUUUGAGCUCGGUGAUGUCAAUGGAGAUCAGGAACAACCGGUGUACACCUUCCUCAAGAGCUCCUGCCCGCCGGUCGGCGACGACCUGGGACCGGCGUCCGAGAGGCUGUUCUGGGAGCCGCUCAAGCUGAGCGACAUCAAGUGGAACUUCGAGAAGUUCCUGGUGGGGCCGGAUGGGAAGCCAGUCAGGAGGUGGUUUUCCAAGGUCGAAGUCUCCGUCGUCAGAAGAUUCAUCACAGACUACCUCCGGCGUUUACCAGCCCAAAGGGAUCUGAUCAACCCCCUUUUAGAAUCUUAAGCAAACGUUUAUACCCUUCAACUGGCGCCUCGCUUGCUUUCACGGAGAUGAGGCACAGGUGACGGUCCCCUGGCGGUCUGCGACAGGUUCUGUGAAGCGUAGAGUUGGGCAUGAUAACAUGAAGAUGGGGCUUGAAAGCAGGAUCUCUGUGGAGCCUCUUCUGAGUCUGUGGGUCCAGAGCCAGCCCUGGAGUGCAUCGGGGCUGCUCCGCGAUCCCAGCGUCAUGUCCUCUCGUACAGCGGCAGAACCUGCUGCACAACCGCCUGCAGAGGACCUGGGUUCGCUGGGUACCUUCAAUAAAGCUUGGGGGGAAACACA
Gadus chalcogrammus (walleye pollock) is the source of this 1137-nucleotide messenger RNA. RefSeq names its product glutathione peroxidase 3 (gene gpx3). Lineage: Eukaryota; Metazoa; Chordata; Actinopteri; Gadiformes; Gadidae. Gene Ontology annotation, molecular function: glutathione peroxidase activity. The record is from RefSeq and is a predicted model, not a curated record. The transcript is spliced from 5 exons. Gene Ontology annotation, biological process: response to oxidative stress.